GUGGACACGUCGACCAUGAUCGCAAUUGAGACCCAGCGGCCGGCUCUAUCAUGACCUCUUUCACCGACAUCUGGCAGGGCUUGUGGGAGAGCAUUGUCGACAAUAGAAACAAGCUCACGGCAACAGGUGGGUUCCUGCUGGGAAUCGUAGCCACUUUGGGCUUCAAAGACUUCUAUCCGGAUCUCGAGCAUGCCUUUCAACAGCGAUAUCGCAAUCUUCGGAACCUACAACGUCCAAAUCCGCAUCCCAACCAGCCAGAUCAUCUCCGCCUUGAAGAUCACACUAGGAGGAAAUCAGUCGCAGCGCUAAAGGGACAUGGCACAGGUCAUCCUGAGCUCGAAGACAUCCGCGAAGGAGUGGAAGGUCUGAUCGGUAACACGCCUCUGAUCAAGCUCAAAGCCCUCAGUGAAGCGACAGGAUGCGAGAUCUUGGCCAAAGCCGAACUUCUCAACGGAGCAGGAAACUCACCCAAAGACCGUGUUGCUCUGUCAAUGAUCGUCUGCGCGGAGGAGGCGGGACUACUCAAGCCGGGUCGAGGUGACACUGUCUACGAAGGGACCGUGGGCUCGACGGGAAUCUCCUUGGCCGCAGUUUGCAGAGCAAGAGGCUACAAAGCUCACAUUUGCAUGCCCGACGAUGUCUCGGUGGAGAAGAGCGACCUCCUCCUCAAACUGGGGGCCACAGUAGAGCGAGUGCGUCCCGCCAGCAUUGUGGAUCAGAAUCAAUUCGUCAACACUGCACGUCGUCGAGCGCAGGAGCAUACAGAUGACCCAAACCGAGAAGGACGAGGCUUCUUCGCCGACCAAUUUGAAAACACAGCCAACUACCUCGCCCACGAAACCUCGACUGGACCAGAAAUCUACACCCAAACAGGUGGGCGACUAGAUGCCUUUAUAGCAGGAGCCGGCACAGGAGGAACCAUCUCAGGCGUCGCACUGGCUCUCAAACCGCUACUACCGGACAUGAAAGUCGUACUCGCAGACCCACAAGGCUCGGGACUGUUCAACAAGAUCAAGUACGGCGUCAUGUUUUCAUCGACAGAAGCUGAGGGGACCCGCCGACGGCAUCAAGUCGACAGUAUCGUCGAGGGAGUCGGUAUAAAUCGAUUGACGGAUAACAUGAACGCGGGCCUGCAUCUGAUCGACGAUGCGAUCAAGGUCACAGACGAACAGGCAAUGAAGAUGGCGCGGUGGAUGGUCGAGAAGGAAGGGCUCUUUGUGGGCGCCAGCUCGGCGGUGAAUCUCGUGGCGGCGGCGACAUUGGCGAAGCAGAUGGACAAGGGGAAGAGGAUCGUCACCGUGAUUUGUGACUCGGGAAACAGGCAUUUGAGCAAAUUCUGGAAGGAGGCGGGCGAUGUUGGUGGAAGCGAUGUCGAGUUCUCCUUGGAGGAGAUUCUGCAGGGCGGUGCGGGUGAAGAGUGA
This is a messenger RNA of Zymoseptoria tritici IPO323, 1421 nucleotides long. RefSeq lists its product as uncharacterized. Gene Ontology annotation, molecular function: cysteine synthase activity. Lineage: Eukaryota; Fungi; Ascomycota; Dothideomycetes; Mycosphaerellales; Mycosphaerellaceae. Bases 51 to 1421 code for a protein of 456 amino acids. The record is from RefSeq and is a predicted model, not a curated record. The transcript is spliced from 2 exons. Gene Ontology annotation, cellular component: cytoplasm.